AUGUCCCCCAACGGCAGCUCAUCCUACACGGUGCCCCUCGUCGUGGGCGGCAAGGACCGGCCGUCGGCCACCAGCUUCCCCAUCACGUCACCCGAGACGGGCGAGACGCUGCACCAGUGCAGCAACGCCGACGUGGCCGACGCCGAGGCGGCCGUCGAGGCGGCGGCGGCGGCGCUGGAAGGGUGGCGGGCACAGACGCCCCGGGCGCGGCGCGAUGUCCUGCUCAAGGCCGUCGCGGCCUUUGACGCGCGGCGCGACGAGCUCUUGGGCUACAUGCAGGCCGAGACGGGCGCGACGGCGCAGUGGGCCGGCCUCAACCUCGACGUGGCGCGCGACAUCAUCACCGACGUGGCCGGGCGCAUCUCGUCCCUCGAAGGGCUGGCCCCCGCGACCCAGGACCCGGGCGUCGGGGCCAUAGUCCGGAAGGAGCCGUACGGCGUGGUGCUGGCCAUGGCGCCCUGGAACGCCCCCUACAUCCUGGGCGUGCGGGCCGUGGCGCUCCCGCUGGCGGCGGGCAACACGGUCGUGCUCAAGGGCAGCGAGCUGUCGCCGCGCACUAUGUGGGGCAUCGUCUCGGCCUUUGCCGACGCGGGCCUGCCGGCCGGCGCGCUCAACGUCGUGUUCUCGUCGCGCGACAACGCCGCCGCCGUCACGGGCGCGCUCGUCGCCCACCCGGCCGUGCGCAAGAUCAACUUCACGGGCAGCACGGCCGUCGGCCGCAUCGUGGGCCGCCUGGCGGGCGAGAACCUCAAGCCGGUCCUGCUUGAGCUCGGCGGCAAGGCCCCCGCCGUGGUGUGGGAGGACGCGGACCUGGACCUGGCGGCCGACCAGUGCGCACUCGGCGCCUUUUUGAACGCGGGCCAGAUCUGCAUGUCGACGGAGCGCGUGGUGGUGCAUAAAAAAGUGGCGGCCGAGUUUAAGGCCAAGUUCGCCGCCAGCGCGAACCGCUUCUUCGCCCCGGGGGGCCCCGCGCCCGUGCUGGUGCAGGCGCAGGGCGUGGCGCGCAACCGGGCCCUGGUGCGCGACGCGGUCGCCAAGGGCGCCGAGGUGGUGCUAGGCGAUGCCGAGGAGGGGGAGGGGGCGGGAAGCGAGAACCAGAUGCGGCCCGUGGCGCUCGCGGGCGUGACGCCCGACAUGGACAUCUACCGCACCGAGAGCUUCGGCCCGACCGUGUCGCUGUUCGAGGUCGAGAGCGAGGACGAGGCCGUGCGGCUGGCCAACGACACCGAGUACGGCCUGUCGGCGGCCGUCUUCACCGAGGACCUGCGCCGGGGCCUGCGCAUCGCGGGCAGGAUCGAGUCGGGCGCCGUGCACAUCAACAACAUGACGGUCCACGACGAGCCGGGCUUGCCGCACGGAGGGGCAAAGUCUAGCGGGUUCGGACGGUUCAACGCCUCGGGGCUGGAGGAGUGGGUGAAGACCAAGGUUGUGACGUACAGGGUAUGA
Molecule: messenger RNA, 1446 nt
Organism: Gaeumannomyces tritici R3-111a-1
Lineage: Eukaryota; Fungi; Ascomycota; Sordariomycetes; Magnaporthales; Magnaporthaceae
Exons: 1
Coding region: 1-1446 (481 amino acids)
Molecular function (GO): succinate-semialdehyde dehydrogenase (NAD+) activity
Source: RefSeq, a predicted model, not a curated record